UAAUCCACUAAUUUGAAGGGGUGUCCACAUACUUUUGAAUAUGUAGUUUAUCUAUCUCAAAUUCCUGGUACUGUAUAUAGUUUAAUUCCUCUUUGUAUUUAUAUAUAUAUUUUCAACUGCAUCGUUGGGAAGGGCUCGUAAUCAAACAGUAAAGUCUACAUCCAUUCCGCGCAUAUGACCGAUAAAAUGUGAUUUGAACAUCUCUCUCUCCUUCCUUCCCUCAGGUAUGUCUAAGUGGGAGGCAUAUGUUGGUCCUGGUUCACAGAGUCUCCGUGUCUAUCUCACUUCCACUAUCCCAGCAUCCUUUGCUGCUCAACUCUGUGUAUGGCAGGACAAGGGAUGUGUGUCCAGAGGAGCUAUCUACUUAGUAAACAUGGUAAGGGUGGGGGCACCAGAGAGACACAGAUGAACCUGCCCUUAUCCUUCCUAACUGAGGGACUAUGUGUGCAGGUGUGGCGGUCAGAUCCUCCACAGUAUGGGAGGAGAAUACUCUGUCCUGACUAUUCCCACAGGAGAUGGGGUCUCUAUGCUGUUGCAGCCUUGACACUUCUGGUUACUGUGGCAAUGCUGGGACGCCUCAUCCACUAUGUGACCAAGAAUGGAGUCACAGGUUGGCUGUUCAUCCAGAGGCCUGUGUUGUUGGUGUGUUCCUCAGAGCUGUCAACCCAUGUGUCUCCCGUGUGUGCUUUGGCCUCCAUUCUACAGGGAGAGCUGUGUGCUGACGUGCGCAUGGCUCUGUGGGCCCAGAUCUCCAAUGGGGAUGGUCCUUGGGAUAUGGAGAGGUCUGGGGCUGGUGUGGCUGAGCUGGGCCCUGUGCCCUGGAUGUAUGGACAGUGGGAGGCAGUCAGAGAGGCAGGAGGCCGGGUGCUGAUCAUAUGGAGCCCAGAGGCUAAGGAGUCCUACAAGAGCUGGAGAGAAGAGCGAGAUGGGAAAAAGAUAGGAGGGAGUAAAGGAGAGGAGAUGCGACAAGGGGAGAGUGGAGGAGAGGAGCUGAAAGGACUUGAGUUAACAAGAAAUAAACAGGAGCAAGCAGGAAUGGAGAAAGAAGUGGAAUGGAAAGAGGAAGGUAGGAGCGGAGAGGAGGAGAGGAAGCCCUGCUCAGUGACGGGGCCGGUGUUCAGGGCUGCCCUGUCCUGUCUGCAGGGGGCACUACAGGGGACAGGCAAGAGCCACGGCUUUGCCCUUGUCUACUUCCAGGACCUCUGUCACAGCCGAGACAUCCCCAAAAACCUCAGAGGUGUCCCGCGCUACUGCCUGCCUCGGGAUUUUGGGGGCCUGAUACGAGAGCUGGGCGGGAUGGCUAGAGGAAGGAACAAUGUGAUUGGCAGCUGGCACUGCUGGCUCAGACUCCUCUCCAAAACAUUGUCGCUUUGGUUGGCACGACGACUAACUCACAAGGUGAGUUGCUACGGACGCACCCACAGGAAGAAGAGGGUCCAAAACCGAAAUGAUGUCAGGAGAGGACAGAAAGUGAUGUCAGGAGAGGACACUUUAAAGUCAGGCAAUGUGUCUGGCCACUGUCAACCAAUUAAGAGAGGACAGAGCCAAGCACUUUGCAGGAGGAGUCACAUCAGCGGGCCACCGUUUGGUGAUGAGUCUGGGCAUCUCAGGUUUGACCUUAAUUAG
Oncorhynchus gorbuscha (pink salmon) is the source of this 1626-nucleotide messenger RNA. RefSeq lists its product as uncharacterized. Gene Ontology annotation, molecular function: interleukin-17 receptor activity. The record is from RefSeq and is a predicted model, not a curated record. The transcript has 5 exons. Bases 325 to 1626 code for a protein of 433 amino acids. NCBI's taxonomy places the organism in Eukaryota, Metazoa, Chordata, Actinopteri, Salmoniformes, Salmonidae.